AUGCAGUCUGUGUUUGCGCGAUCGCAGUACGCUCGACUCCGGUUCUUUGUUAGACGAACACCGUGGGCGCGAAACUUCGCAUCGUCGUCCUGUCGGUAUGAGAUAAGGGACAUUGAAACACUUCCCCAGCGCAUCUUACCCAAGUACCAAGAAUCCUUGGUUGAAUUUGUAACUCAUGCGACAUCUACAUACCCGUCCACCUCAAUCAUCCUCGAGCCGAAGACCGCCGAAGAAGUCCAUUCCUUACUUCCUUGCCCGGUUUACUCAGCCCCAGUGGACAGCCUGCCGGCCGCACUACACAACAAGGCGGACCUCACGGUAACGCUCGGAGGCGAUGGGACGAUCUUGCAUGCAUCGUCGCUGUUUGCGACGUGUUUCAACGUGCCCCCGGUCCUGUCUUUCAGCAUGGGCACGCUCGGAUUUCUCAGCGAAUGGAAGUUCGCAGAGUAUAAACGAGCCUUCCGUGAAGUUUACAUGUCUGGCGCGGGGGCUGGGGACCGGGCAUCGGUGCUCGAGAGCGCCAGGACGGCGACAGAGGAUGCGCCACGGGAGUCAUCCAUGGGGCCAACGGGAUGGUCGUCCAUUCGAGGAAAGUCCAUGGGAUCCGGCCGCGGGGCGCGAAUCUUGAUGCGCAACCGUUUGAAGGUGGGGCUGUUCAUGGCGGAUGGGACACCGGUUGGGCAAGACGCGAACUCCGUACCUCUACGGAGUACCUUGGGGAGCGAGGGGGUGUACGUGAUGAACGAAGUGCUUCUCCACCGGGGCAAAGAACCGCAUCUGGCGGUGGUGGACGUGUACGUGGGCGGCCGGUUUCUAACGGAGGCGGUGGCGGAUGGCAUCAUCAUCUCGACGCCCACCGGCAGUACGGCGUACAGUCUGAGCAGCGGCGGCAGCAUCGUUCACCCGUUGGUGCCAUCGGUGCUGCUGACGCCGAUCUGCGCGCGGAGCCUCAGUUUCCGACCCCUGGUGCUUCCGUCCAGUACGCCGAUCACGCUGCGGCUAAGCGAGAAGAACCGGGGGCGGGAGCUGGAGGUGAGCAUUGACGGGGUCAACCUGGGACAAGGGAUGACGGUGGGGAUGGAAGCUCGGGUGUGGAAUGAGGAGAUGCGGCAUGGCAAGAAUGAAUGGCAGGGGGGAGUACCGUGUGUGAUGCGACGGAUUACGGGGGGCGAAGCGCACGACGGAUGGGUGGGAGGGUUGAAUGGGCUGUUGAAGUUCAACUAUCCCUUUGGGGAAGAGCCGUGA
Messenger RNA from Aspergillus terreus NIH2624, 1245 nucleotides. Its product is annotated as NADH kinase POS5. The record is from RefSeq and is a predicted model, not a curated record. The coding region runs from base 1 to 1245 and encodes 414 amino acids. Gene Ontology annotation, biological process: NADP+ biosynthetic process; NAD+ metabolic process. The transcript is spliced from 3 exons. Gene Ontology annotation, molecular function: NAD+ kinase activity. NCBI's taxonomy places the organism in Eukaryota, Fungi, Ascomycota, Eurotiomycetes, Eurotiales, Aspergillaceae.